Molecule: messenger RNA, 3578 nt
Organism: Hymenoscyphus albidus
Lineage: Eukaryota; Fungi; Ascomycota; Leotiomycetes; Helotiales; Helotiaceae
Source: the annotation of a GenBank genome assembly
GAAGAAAGGCGCUCAAUUGGCCGAUUCCGGGGAGCACCACCAGUGCGAAAUACCAGUAGUGCCGUUCCUCGUCGCUUCGUUUCUCGUUUCUCGCUCCGGCAGAAGGAAGUGCACGCAAACCACCUAAGCCCCAGAUCCACCAGCCAGCCAAAGGCUCGCCUCGCCUACUGAAGCGAACCGAUCGGUUGUAGAUAGAUACAUUUAAACGAGCACGAGGCGAGGGGCAGAUUGGAAUAUACGCGAGCUUUGGUGAGCGCUGACAUUGGCUUUGUCUGGGAGUUGCUUAAGAUUUAGGUGUUAGGUGUAGAAAAAAAAAUCCAGGCAAGGCCACCACCUAAAAGCGCGUCUGACGGUGGUCUUGAAGGAAUGGCGCAGCAACAGAACGUCGGCCCUUGAAAAGUCACGACUGUCUAAGGUCAACACCUCACCUGAACCUGAAAUCUGCAUCACAUCACUGUUUUUGUCUGAAGCAUCGGGCAACGAGUAGAUUUUCAGGGCAUCGUCUUCACUUUCGAUGUCGCAUGCACUGCAAAAUCCGCCUGGAAGCUCACUGUCGCAAUUUCCUGACCCGGCUCUAGCCUCGAGGGCGAGGUCCUACCCAUCGCAGAGUGUUGCUACCGCCAACUUAAACCACCCAAACCACCCAAACCACCUAAACCACCUAAACCAUCCACCCAACCACUCCUUCCACGCUACUCUCAACCACCCUAAUUCCACCACGACCACUCCGCAUUCACACACCCACGCCGCGUCCGCCCUGAGUGAAGCAUAUCGCGCGAACCUUAGUUCCACCGGCAGCAACGGUUCGUCUCUCCCUAGCAUGCGCACACUGGACCAUCCGCAGCAACCUCAGCAACUGCACACCAUGAACUCCGGUCUUCCUCCAGGUCCUUAUUAUCACAACACAGGCGCCACGCUUCCCCAUCCCUACGGAGGUGUCACUUCUGAUCCCAACGGCCCCAACAUGCGAUACGCUCUGCCCGUCGGCGAUUCGAGAGUCAUGUCGGGCGGACGACACAAGAAGGUAAGGAAGGACUCGACGGUGAUGAGCGAUGGGCAGUGGAUGCAGAGGGCGCUCGCUCGAGGGGCUUCGGGGGCAUCUGCCUCGCACUCGAUGGAUGUGUCCCUCUCGCUCUCACCCAUUUGCCGCUGGCCAGACGUUGCUGACGUGCCAUCGUUCGUAGGAAAUCAAGCGUCGUACAAAGACGGGCUGCCUGACAUGCCGCAAGCGCCGAAUCAAGGUCAGUACUCGUGGUGUUUUCUUGCUUGCGUCGUUUUUUUGCACUCUGCGGGUUUGAGGGUUCGUUUAGAAGCGGGACGAGGUUACGGUGCUUUCGCGAUGGGCUCUUUUCGUUUAUUACAAGCGAAUCUACCUAAAGUCCUAGGCGAAGGCACAUGAGCUUGCUACCCUCAAGCGGAGCGAAGCGUCAAAAAGAGACGAGACCUCCAGACGCGCCUAUCAACCACAGCCGUCGCUCGAGUCCUAUUAUCACCGCCACCCCAGAGCCUGUAUUCACCACCUCACUAUCGUCGCCUACCUUUUUGGAUAAUUGUUGGGAGCGAUUGCUAACACUGUGCUGCCCUAGUGCGAUGAACAACACCCAACCUGCCGCAAUUGUCAAAAAUCCAAGCGUGAGUGCCAGGGCUACGAUCCCAUCUUCAAGCAACAACAGAAUAACCCUGCACCACUCCAACCUGCACCAAGCUCUGCUCCAGGUCAACCGGGUACCUCAUCCUCUGCAAACCCCUACGGCCAUCAACCUCAGAUGAGCGGUUACGGAAUGCCCUCAAAUAUGGCUUAUGAACAAUCUCCCUCGGCUGGCGUCAGCUCUCCUGGCUCUGCCAACCAAGGCUACGAAUAUGCAUCGGCCAUUGAUCCUGCAUUGCAAGCAGCAUCUUCAACCACCGCAGGCCCAGGUGGCUACGUCUCAACUCCAGGUAUGUCGUAAUUCCAUAAAUACUCUAAGGAUGGAACGCAAGCGGGAAGUCCCUCAUCUACAAUCCCCCCAAGUCCAGGGGUGCGCAAGGAGUGCUUCCUCUGCCAUCUCACGUUCAAUUGUACUUUUUAACUGGGAGCAAUGCUGACAAUUACUCCAGCCAAGCGAUCUGUUGCCCAACUUCUUGCCCUCGCUGGUGAAGCCCCUCCCCCAUCUGCCGUUGCACUCCUCAACCUCCGCAACAAGGAAGAAGAGACAAACCACUUGUACUAUAGCAUCUACGCCCCCGGUCUCGAAAACUUCCUUGAAUCAAAAUGGUUCUCGUUGAAGGGUCUUACAAAGCUUCUCGCUGACACCGGAGUAAAGCAACAAUUCGCCAUCCUCCUUUACCAAUUCAGUAAGACACAACAAGGUGCCGACCAGAAGGAGAUGACAUACACCGCAAGUGUUGAGGCAAGAAUUGUUUGGGCUAUCGCCAAUUUGGUCCGAUCUACUGCUGCCGAGACCAAUGGAGCCAAGGAGUUUAAGACUGUUCCGCCAAUUGACGAUGCAACUGAAGCCGGUAGCCGUUUGACUGUCUUUGAGAACUUGUUGACUGGUAAUGUUGCGACUGUCAACACCCUCACCACACCCGUUGCUGGAAGCACUGAUCACCACCGACUUCGAGAGCUAGAGUUCUGGCAUACUCUUGGUGACUUUGUCUGCAUUCGAGAGGAUGACCACGAAUCUGUCAAGAAGAUGGAUGAGACCUUGUCUGCCCUCAGAAAUUUGCUCGAUGGAAGAGAGAAUCGAGACGUGUUGUAUUCCAUUGCUGUCGUUCGAGCCAUUGGUCCCCGUGUUGAGGAGUAUACUAAUAACGAUACCCCUCUUCACUUUGAUGAGAGCGACAACAAGAGCAAGCUUCUAGUAGCCAAGAAGUUUGUCCUGGAUGAGGCUACGGGAGCAGGUACCACCAAUGUCAUUAGAAGAUUGUGUGAGCUGGCCUGUCGAUCUUGGGAGUCCCCUAAGGCCCCCAUGUCCGCACAAGUUACUUCUGCUAAUGCCACUGCCAAGUAAAUCAUCACGUACUCGUUUUACUGGCGUUCAUGGUUGUUCAUUGGCGUUGCUCGCAUACUCGACUUUUUUUUUCCUUAUGUCAGAUUUGCAUGGAAGGGGUAUGGGGAUUUGGGAUCUCUUUACUUCUAGUCUAGCUGGUGGGGCACCUAAAAAGCAGAAAGUUGUCGAUUCAUCAUCAGCAUAGAUAUUGGGAUUGGAGGAAAAGAAUCUUUUGCAAGCGCGUCGCAAUCAAAUACCAGAUGUAACUCUUACGGACUUUGGGGAUGGGGUGGGUGGAUGACACAAAAUUUCCGGUUUUUUUUCCCUUGUUCUUUUCUUUUCCUUUGCUCUCUUCUCGAUGUCGACAUACAGCAAGCAAGCAAGCGGGGUUUACUAGAAUCGAAUUUGAUGAUGGAAACUGACAUCACACCGAAAAAUGGAUUGAUCAAUCAAUCAAUGCAUCAGCAAGACUAAUUAAUUGCCAUUGGCAUGGUACGACUGGAUUUCGCGAGGGAUUUGGAGGAGUGCAAUGGCUUUUGUUUUUAACUUCUCGCUAGUAGCUUGCUUAUUUCCGUGGAAGGAAUUAAUUACACAAUGAAAUUUGAC